Drosophila sechellia is the source of this 1536-nucleotide messenger RNA. RefSeq lists its product as uncharacterized. The record is from RefSeq and is a predicted model, not a curated record. Gene Ontology annotation, molecular function: protein binding; nucleic acid binding. Lineage: Eukaryota; Metazoa; Arthropoda; Insecta; Diptera; Drosophilidae.
UCAAAAGCAAUGUUCCGCUUGGGGGAAAAUUUUGGAAAUUUUUACUUUGAAAAUGGUUUGGCGUACACCGAAGAUCGCAAGGUUGUGCGACUGGUGACGAUCUCUGCGAAGUGGCACUUUUCGAAGAGCCAACUCUGGAAGCACUUCUCGAGUUUUGGAACUGUGGAGGAUCUCAAUGAAAAAAAGAAUAAGAGAGUGGGAUCGGUUCUUUUUCAAGAGGCUUCCCAAGCGGCAAGGGUUUUGGUGUUGACUAAACACUAUUUGUAUGGCCAUGUUCUUUAUUUGCAGCCCAGCACCUCCAGGCGCGAACCGCCGGUGAAGGAAUCAGAAACUAUUUCUGCCUACGAUACACCCGUUGUCGAUGACGUUUGGUAUAAAGUGCUCGAAUAUCUUCCACUAAAAUCCCGUCUCAACUUUGCCGCCAGUUGUAAAAGAUUCAAGACAAUCUACGAAUUGGAGUCGCAUCGUAACAAUCGUGUUCUUAAUAUGAGGGAUGUUUGCACACUGGGACUGCGGCUAUCCGGAAAACACAUUCAUUGUGUAAAAGGUGGCCCGCUUCAUCGGCCGCUUAUGUCGGAGUUCGUGCAGCUAUUGGGUGUAAGCUGUCCAAAUCUAGCAGAGCUAAGUUUCUACAAUAGAGCUGUUUCAGUCAGCCUAGACCACAUGACUCACCUGUUUGAUGGUGCCAAUGGCUUAAAUAAUAUCACCACCAUAUCCUUGAGGUGUUGUGACUUGGCAGAUACUCACAUUUACUGCUUGCAGAUGCUAUCUAAACUAAAGAGUCUGGACAUCGUACAGAACUAUUUCAUUAAGGGCGAAAGUUUAAAAUCUCUGCCAAUUUCCUUGGAGAUUUUAAAUGUUUCAAAAUGCGACAGACUGCUGCCCAAGCAUCUUAUCAAUCUUGCGUCCCUGUCGCAUCUCCGCGAACUGCGCUGAUCUGGCACUUCCAAGUGUGCGAAAAAUGAGCUGUACAAACGGUUCGCACAUUACUGUCCAAUGCUCGAGGUUCUCGAGGUUACCGACAUUAUGCAGAAGAUACAGCUGGGCGGUCUGUCUCGUCUCCACACCUUGGUCAUUCCGUCUGCCGAAGGGUUUGGCGACCAUAUGAAUAACUUGCUGCUUACGUCGAUCGCGGAAUCGUAUUCGCUGCGCCAUCUGGAGAUUAUAGAUUUAACUUAACUUAAAGAACUGCGGACCCUAAUAUUACAUAAUCUAAACUUUACACCGGUACACCUAAUGGGAUUGCAAAAAUUCACUGCCUUGGAGUUUCUGGACCUGACUGGCUCGCGCGAUCUAUCCAAUGAGAACGUUGCGAAGUUGACGAAACCGCUUGGCAGACUCACGACAAUUAACCGAGAUCCUGAAAGGGAAUCCUAAGCUUCAAGUAGUCUUUUAGGGUCAACUCAACAACAAUGUUUUUAUAUCAUUCCUAAGAAGUGCAGACUUUGCAUUUGUAUCAAUUUGUAUCAACUAACUUUAUAUUCGACCCGUUGAGCUUAUGGAAUAAAUUGUCCAUUUUGUAAUAUUGUUAACUCC